This is a messenger RNA of Haliotis rubra (blacklip abalone), 651 nucleotides long. RefSeq names its product heavy metal-binding protein HIP-like. Gene Ontology annotation, molecular function: protein binding. The transcript has 5 exons. Bases 84 to 536 code for a protein of 150 amino acids. The record is from RefSeq and is a predicted model, not a curated record. Lineage: Eukaryota; Metazoa; Mollusca; Gastropoda; Lepetellida; Haliotidae.
GUCACUGAUCAUUACGUCAAUCAAUUGGCCGUGGUCUUUGGGUCUUCAACUUCAUCGCUGGAUAUCUGACGCCCUGAAAGAGGAUGAGACUGCUUGGACUAACAUCCGUUAUUUUAGCAGUGAGCGUACACUAUGCGUCCUGCAAUUUCCGUCGAACAGUGCAUUUCGUAACUUCACUGACCAAGGACACAGACGUUAAGUUUAAAGGCACAGUUGUGUUUGACAAAGUUGACGAGAACAUCGGAGAAGCUUACAGCCCGACAACUGGUGAAUUUACUGCCCCUGUAUCAGGAUUUUACCUGUUCACCAUCCAGGUGAUGGUGACGAGUAAAUCUGGACAAGAAUACCAACUUAAAAGCGAAGACAGUGCCUAUUCCACAAGAGUCCGUGUCGAAAAGGCUUGGUCAACUGGUUCAGGGACUGCCGUGUUUCCCGUACGAAAAGGUCACAAGGUGAAGAUCAUUAGAUACCACGGACCAGACGGCGCUUUGAGACAAAGUCCAUGGACACAGUUUUCAGGCUUCUUGCUGAUGUAAUCCUGAAUCCUUUCAAGGCAUCUGUUCACUGCAGCAUGUACAGUUAAUUAUGUCAUGUUGGUUCAAACCUUGUGCAACUGCAUAUUAAAAGCUGAUCGCCAGGCCUCAUGGUUAA